UACAGUCAGAGAGGACAGAGACCAGGACUUCAUCAGGAUUAUUCUGCUUACUUCAGUUUUACAGUUUGAUUCACACUCACAGCUGAUUUGGACGGAUUCCGUUAACAUGCUUUUUCAUGUUUUCACAUUUUUGGUUUUUUUCCCAUCACGAUGAGGAGCAGAAACUGAGGAUUUUCCUGAACUCCUGACAACAAUUUAAACAACAAACUCAGAGUUGGAUCAGAAGAACUACAAGACUUGGAAAUGGCAGCUGGACCACAGUGGCUCUGCGCGACUUUGCUGUUUGUCGUGUUCGUCUCUGCAGACCAGAAAAACAUCACAGCUGAGUCUGGACAGGACGUCACUCUGACAUGUCGAGCUCCAAAUAACAUCAAACAUGUAAAAUGGAUCAGAUCUGACCUGAAGAAAGAAAAUGUCUUUUGGUAUCAGAAUGGUCACUUUGAUCCAGCCAACCAGCAUCCAUCUUUUGAGAACCGGGUGGAUCUGCAGGACAGACAGAUGAAGGAUGGAGACGUGUCUUUGAUUCUGAAGAAUGUGACAACUCAUGACACUGGAACAUACGAGUGUCAUGUAUUUAUGAAUGAAACUCGCUCAUGGAAGUCCACCAACAUCGUCUACCUGAGUGUUGUUGUUCCUCCAGACGAGAAAACCAUCAAAGCUGAGUUUAGAAAGAAGAGUGUCACUCUGACAUGUCGCGCUCCAAACAGAAACAUCACAGUUGUAAAUUGGAGGAGAGCUGAUCUGAAGUCAGAAUAUGUCCUUUUGUACCAGGAUGGUAACUUUCAUCCAGACAACCAGCAUCCAUCUUUUAAGAACCGGGUGUAUCUGCAGGACAGACAGAUGAAGGACGGAGACGUCUCUUUGAUUCUGAAGAAUGUGACGAUUAAUGAUGCUGGAAGAUACAAUUGCCGUGUCGUCAUGGAAGGAACACGUUCAUCGAAGCUCAUGGUCCUCGGCAUCAUCAACCUGAAAGUUGUUGUUCCUCCAGACGAAUCCAUCCCAGCUGAGUCUGGACAGGACGUCACUCUGACAUCUCGAGCUCCAAACAGAAACAUCACAGCUGUAAAGUGGAGCAGAGCUGACCUGGGAGAUGAAUAUGUGCUUUUGUACCGGGAUGGACAGUUUGAAACAGACAACCAGCAUCCAUCUUUUAAGAACCGGGUGGAUCUGCAGGACAGACAGAUGAAGGAUGGAGACGUGUCUUUGAUUCUGAAGAAUGUGACAAUUAAUGACACUGGAACAUAUGAGUGUCGUGUGGCUCAAAACUCAGAAGAAGACAUGGAGCACGUUAGUCAUAUCAGCCUGAUAGUUGGAGACGAAUCCAUCCCAGCUGAGUCUGGACAGGACGUCACUCUGACAUCUCGAGCUCCAAACAGAAACAUCACAGCUGUAAAGUGGAGCAGAGCUGACCUGGGAGAUGAAUAUGUGCUUUUGUACCGGGAUGGACAGUUUGAAACAGACAACCAGCAUCCAUUUUUUAAGAACCGGGUGGAUCUGCAGGACAGACAGAUGAAGGAUGGAGACGUGUCUUUGAUUCUGAAGAAUGUGACGAUUAAUGAUGCUGGAACAUUUGAGUGUCGUGUCUUCAUGAGAAAAGCAUACUUUAUGGAAACCAUCAGUGUCAUCGGCCUGGAUGUUUUUUCUCCAGACCAGAAAAUCAUCAUUGUUCCUCCAGGUCCAUCAGGAGGAUUUAUUGGACUGAUAGUUGUUAUUCUCCUUCUUUUUGUCGGUGUUGUUUUUUUGAGCUACAGAAAACAUAAAGUGUCCCGAUAUUCAUACGAGGUUUCUACUGAGAAUAAUGAGGCUCCUCAGUCUCCAUAGCAGGACUGUGUCAGAGGACAGACAGAAGUGAACUGUCCUGAGCCUCCAGCAGACGGACAUUAAACAUCCAGAAUUAGAUGUUAUUUCUCAUUUCUCUGAUUAUCAUCAUGUUUGUGAAUAUAAAGUGGGAGUGGAUUCCCACAGACUUUGUGUGUCAGUGUUGCUGUGGGAGUUUCACCUGUGAUACAGAGGAGCUUGUUUCUAUGGAGCCAGCUGAAAGGAGAAGGGUCUCCCCUGGAUGCCAACACUGAGCUGAUCUCUCCCAGUAAAAUAUUACAAAUAACAUAAAAUGUGUCGGUGCUGUAAUAUUCAACUUGUUUGUUUUUUCAUUCCAAGGUGGACUGUUUGUUGUGUGUCAAGCAACUGCUGUACAACAACACCUCAUUUGUGGGUUUCAUCUAUGCAGAGGUGCAUAUAUCCAAACCUUCACAGGCUUGCUGUGGGAUACUGGUGCAGCCCUGCCUCCUCACUGUCAUGUGAAAGGCUUUUCUCAAAGCUGGCGAGGUUAUUACUGUGGCACUAUGAUGUAGAUGAAUACAUGAAAAUAGUAGCCAUUUUAUUUUUAUGCUUAAAGUCACUUUCUUUUGGAAAAACUACUGUUAAUGUUUAUUUUGCUAUCUGAAAGUGUAAUAUAAGUUCCGCCAGCAGAGGGCGCUAAGUGCCCCACACAUCAGUAGCUAGAAGAAGUGUAGUCAGUAGGUGAUGAAGUAGUUUACAUCUCGCACACCGAGUAGCUCCUGUUAACCUGCUGUUUCUCUGUUAUUGCAGGUAAGCCUGGUUGGAAAUAACAUAUAAGUAAUAGACAACAGUAGUAAUCAAUCAUAAGUGUCUUACAGUGCAACAGAUCUCAAACUGAAGAGUGAAUUCAUGAGUUAAGGGUUUGUAAAGAUGGUUGGCCACCACGUGUAGCUAAAAUGGCGGACUCAUAGUCUGGUGUGUUCAUGGUAAUGAAUCUGAGAACUGUUUCAUGUCUUUGUGAGUUUAAAGGCUGUAAGCUAACUACUGAGAGAUGCACAUAACGUCAGUAAAAUCAUGAGCUUAUGGACAAACCUUUGUUGAACAGAGUAAAUGUGUUAUGUCAUGAGAUGCUUGUGUAAAUGGAAAUGCUGACUAAAUGUAGAAUCAGGCUAAGCUACGGAGCACACAUGUGAUCCUACACCUGUGCUGAUCCAGUUAUCAGGCUGUGAUGAAAGUCUGUAAUGUCUGUACAGGUAUGUUUGGGUCAGAGCUGCACAAUAAAGUCUCUGGAUAAUCA
Molecule: messenger RNA, 3076 nt
Organism: Pelmatolapia mariae (spotted tilapia)
Lineage: Eukaryota; Metazoa; Chordata; Actinopteri; Cichliformes; Cichlidae
Product: tyrosine-protein kinase-like otk
Exons: 8
Coding region: 244-1821 (525 amino acids)
Biological process (GO): regulation of cytokine production; T cell receptor signaling pathway
Cellular component (GO): external side of plasma membrane
Molecular function (GO): signaling receptor binding
Source: RefSeq, a predicted model, not a curated record